Messenger RNA from Penicillium angulare, 303 nucleotides. RefSeq lists its product as uncharacterized. The record is from RefSeq and is a predicted model, not a curated record. The transcript is spliced from 3 exons. The coding region runs from base 1 to 303 and encodes 100 amino acids. Lineage: Eukaryota; Fungi; Ascomycota; Eurotiomycetes; Eurotiales; Aspergillaceae.
AUGAAGCUAGUCAUAUUAUCUGCACUUUGCACCGUUGCAGCUAGCGAGUUUACUUGCAUCAAGCCUGUCAAUCCCAUUCCUGCUGGCCCACCUGGUCUGUGCUGUCAACAAUUGAAUGAAUAUCCGGUCCUCGGCUUCGUUUAUGCUGGGAACAACUGUACUCAUGCGGAUCUUUUGAAGUCAUCUGACGAUGGAGAAACGACAUAUGGAUCUUGUGAGGCUGAUCAGCAGGCCGCGUGUUGCGACCCGGUCUUGACGGAAAUUGAAAAAACAAGCAACAUUGCGUGCGUCCUGCCAGAAUAG